UGUUUGCUGACAGACCAAAACAGCACCGAUUGCAUGUCUCAGGGGCCAGCUAAUGAUGACCCCAGACACAGUGGGAAGAAGAACGUGUUGACCAGCUCUCUGGCCAGGAAUGUGGCUCAGCUGUGGGGAGAGGUUGUUUGGAUCCUUGCUUGGACCGGUCGACUCUCACUUUCUUUUUUAAACCACAUUUAUUGUGCUUUUUUUCUUGGAAGGCCACGUUAGCUCACGUGAGUAUCCCUGGGUAAACAUUGACAUAGUUCACGCCUCUGAAAGCCCUAAAAAGAGUGUUAGACUGCAGCUGUAUAUCAGUGUUGGCUUCCUUCAGGGAACUCUACAACGAAGUUCACCAUGGAUUUGCUACAGAACUCGGGUCAGAUCAUGUGGGGACUGAACACUCGUUUAAAGGGCUUCCUGGACCAGGUCAACAGGCUGCAGGAAACCAACCAGCAGCUGGAGGCCCAUAUCGUCCAAGUGGGCAUGAGAAACAGUUGGUGUUCUCAGGACUGGUCCAAGCAGGAAGACGCUGUGAAGGAACUCCGUGCGCAGGUUGGCCAACUCCUGAUGGAGAAUGCCAAGUUGGCGCUGCAGUCUGACACCAUGAAGUCCAGAGCUGCUGUCAUCCAGGCCAGAUGUGAGACAGAAGAGUGUAAUACCAUGCUUCUGGAGCAACAGGUGGCUGCGCUGAGGGAGUCAAAGAAGAAGACGGAGCAGAGCAGCAUGGAGCUGCAGGCCGACAUUGGUCACUCAAUGACAGAGCUGCAGGAUGUACGCCAAGAAUAUCAGGCAGCCAGAGAUCUGCAGCUGCAGCGGGCCGCCUCAUGUGAUGCUCUGUUAGCCACAAUCCCGGCAGCAGGCAAACAGAAGGAGGAUGGCGCAGGGAUGGAGCUUCCCAAACUCCACCACCGAAUCAAAGCUCAGUGCAACCCUGACAGAUUUCCCGAUCCGAGUGAGAGACACCUCAGCCAGGGUACGGGCUCGCAAUCAAUGCCCCGUUUUGUCGGGCCAAGGCCAUCUGAAGCUGCAGCGACCGCCGCAUCAACAGCAACAACACACAGAGCAGCUCUCAGUGAGGAGGAAGCAGCAUGGGCACACAUUAGCCUCGGCAGCAAUGCACUGAGGGAGGCUCGGGCCGAGUUGGCCGAGGCCCGGCGGCAGUGGCACUCUCUACAGGUGGAGAUUGAGACCCUGCAUGCUUUGGAGAAAGGUCUGGAAAACACCCUCCAGCACACCCAGCAGCUGUACUCCAGCCAGCUGCAGGAACUUUCCCAGGUGAUCACCGGGCUGGAGAGCGAGCUGGAACAAGUGAGGGGCGGGCUGGCCACUCAGCGUCAGCGCCACGGCCAGAUGCUCGACACAAAGAUUAGGCUGGAGCGAGAGAUUGCCACUUACAGAAGACUACUGGAACAGGAGGAGUGCAGGUACACAGGUCGGAGUGGGCAGCCGGCCUGUUUGCAGCCCUGGAGAUCUUCUUUGGUGGCAUCAAAGGAAAGCGGCCUGGACAAGGACAACAGCUUUAGUGCCCCCGCAGUCACCCCAGAUGAACCAAAGUCAGAGCCCCUGCCUGAAACGAUGUCACUCCUCCCAGGAAACCACAAGCCAAAGGAAGUCUCCAUACUCCACCGGCCGCAGAGUCUUGUCAUACUCUCAGAGCCAGAGCAAGAUAGAGAUUUACCCAUCUCCACCGUGAAGACUCAGGAGAUUCUCCAGGGCAAUGUGGUGCGGGAAAGUGCAGAGGGCCACGGCACUAUUGAGACGGAAAAGAUUGACAAGGUGAUUAAGCAGUGGGAGAGCUCUUUCUUCAGAGGAAAUCCAAAGCUCCGAAAGAAGUCUGUGUCCCUGCGCUUCGACCUGCACAUGGCUGCAGCAGAUGAAGGCUGCGCCCAGACCAAACAAGACAGCCUUCCCGACGUCGAAGUUCGUCUCAUCAUGAAAAGAUCCCGCAGCGCUGCAAUCACACCUUAACCGCGGGAACGCUGGGUUUGGUGUGAAGGUUGGAUGUGGUUCCUUUCAACGAAUCGUCACAUAAAUUGGAAUGCCGGUGGCCCUCGGUGUAGACGUUCUGUUUUCCAUUUUCAAUCAUGUUUUGACAUUGACAGUACAGUAGAUCCUAGUAGAUCCCUGCUUGUCACACGUGUUACAUUCCAGGGCCAACAACAAUUGGCCAAAAAAAAGUUGAUUCAGCUGCAGAAUCCAAGUGAUGAACAUGCAUCACACACUUAAACACUUUACAAAUAUUAAACAUAUAGCUACUCAGCACUGAUGAAUGAUAAUGUAAGACAGGGGUGGGAAAACUGCAACCCGCGGGCCCCGUCAGGCCCGCCAAGCAUCUUCAUCCGGCCCACCGGACUUUUCCAAAUUCCUUUUCCAAAAGCUUUAUAAUGGUAAUGCUAAUGGUUUUAUUUCAUUUGAACAUGCAUCAGAUUACAAUUGAGUGCAUCCCAUAAUCAGUUCCCAGUUCCACAUGUCCAAAAGGAGAAGGAAGAUUAUGGGUAGGAUUAUUAAAUCCUACCCAUCCAUCUGGUACUUUUACAAUCAGUAACUGUUAGUCAAGUCAAGUCAAGUUUAUUUGUAUAUCCCUUGAUCACAAAAGAGCCUCAAAGGUCUUAACAAGCAGGCAACAGUAGAUGCAGUAGAUGAUACUGUUGCAGCUGCACUACCCAGCAUGCCUUGCAGGCAUUGAGGGCCUAUGUUGAGCACUUAGUAGUUGAUUUAUGUAAUGCGUAAGCAAGUUUGUCGUUCUGUUUGAUGCCCUCUAACUCUCCACCUAACUUUUGAACCCAGUGUGACCUCCAAGUCAAAGCAUUUGCCCACCCCUGAUGUAAGACCAUCCACCAACAGAUGGAGUUGCAUUUGUUCACUUCCUGCUUUCCGAAUAUAAUUGAAGUUGUUUUUCUAUUAUUUUUUUAAUUUUUAAUUUUUAAUUUUUAAUUUUUAAUUUUUAAUUUUUAAUUUUUAAUUUUUAAUUUUUAAUUUUUAAUUUUUAAUUUUUAAUUUUUAAUUUUUAAUUUUUAAUUUUUAAUUUUUAAUUUUUAAUUUUUAGACGAUCCACCAACAGAUGGAGUCACGGUGUAAACGUGACUUUGAACUUUCACAUUUGCAUCUCACCGCAGCUGCAGUGCCUUCAAGGACCAAAAGUGCGGAAUCUUUGUCAAACACUGGACACCUUGGGGUGACGGAGUUGUGUUUGCAGUGGAAAAGCAAACCCUGGGCGUGCCCCGUCUCUUGCCCGAGGUCGGCUGGGAUAGACUCCAGCAUGCGUGAGGAUAAGCGGCAUAGAAGGUUUUCAGAGCAAAAAUCUGUUAAGGUGUGGGGUCGUAAAUGCUGAAUCACAAAUAAAUGGGAGUAACACCAAUGCAUGGGAAACAAAUAAUAAUUGAAUAUUUUUAAUGCAAAAUAACACAUUGUCAGAAAACAAAAUAUAAUAUAUUCUAAUAAUAUCUUAUUUGAUUUUAAUGAUAUUAACGAUUAUUUUCUUUUACAAAUUUGCGGCACUGCGGUUGCUGUAUUGCAAAUGUAAAAGUUAUCUGUAUAAGAUGUACUGCAUGUUGCCAUGUUUAAUAACUUGGAUGUUGUUACAUGGCUUCAUUUCGUAGUUUAUUUUACCACAAACGACACAUUAGGGAGGACUAUUCUUAUGCCGAUUGUCCUGCAGUCAAGGGUGCCUCCAGAGAAGACAAAGGAGCGUCCCUUCCUUGUGCAAUUAUUGUCAUAGAUGUAUAGAUAGUUCCUGAAUGUUUGCGCAGCUAAAACAUACAGCACUUGGGAUCAUGUCACGACAAAGCACUGACGUGCACUUUGCUACAUGCUACAUGCUACAUGCUACAUGCUACAUGCUACAUGCUACAUGCUACAUGCUACAUGCGAUGGAAGGACUCACCCUAGAAACAACGACUACAGCUGUCCUAUCUAGUCCAUGAGCAUAAACUGAGAAUACAAUGACGUGAAUUUGGCCUUUUACCAAAAUUAAAAACCCGAUGUUUGAUUGGCCGUACUUCUGUGCAGGUACUACGGGUUCAACCCCCACAUUUGAACAUUGUCUCUUUUUGCGUCCCGUGAUGGCGACCAGUCCAGACUGCCUUUGGCCUGAACUCUUCUGGAGUAGGCUCAAGCGCCCCAGGAUAGGUGGUAAACAGGAAAAGUGGUGUAAAAUGAUUGGAUAAAUUGUAUUUUUUGACAUACAGUACCUGUUGUAACCACACGAUGACAACAUUUGUAAAUAGUCGAUGAUACAGCAGCACACAUCAUUUCUGCUUUUUGGUUGCUCCUGCUCUUGACACCAAAUAUAAAUAUAUAAUAACUAGAAAUACUGUGUAGUCAUCAUUGUACGUGGAAUAUUUGUUGAUAUAUUAUCUAUGCAGUUUGAGUCCGCUCUGCGUUCACUCUUCAGUAAUAUCCACAUGGUUUGUAGUUUUGACCAACAAAUUUCAAUUGAAGAGCUUGUGCUGACACGUUGGUUGUUUUCAGUCCAACCCAAAUCUCAACCCGAAACGCCAUCAUUACAACAAGCCUCUGUCAGAAACUACAGUACAUUCAGUGUACUACUUUGUAAAACUCUGAGUACAUCUGAGAAUGAAGUAUUUCCACAAGCUGACAAGCUCAACGUGUUUAUUCUUCAUCGUGACAAAAGACAUGGCAACAAGAUUUUUAUAGUACAAUAAAUAUCUGGAUCUGGACCGUGCACCGAGGGCCAGGGUGUCCAAAGUGCGGCCUGCUGCUCAUUUUUAUUGGCCCGAGGCAUAUUGUAAAAGGAAAAUGGAUGAAGUAGUAAUCACAUGAUUAUCUUACACUAAUUAGCUUUGUCAAACAAAGUCAAUAAGAAAGCAUUAAAAUAAUCUGAGAUUUAGAGAAUAAAGUUGUACGUUUACGACUUUAUUUUCCUACAUUGUGACCUUAUUCUUGUAAGUUAUUCUGUAUUCGUGUAUUCAAUCUCAGAUUUAAUAUAAUACGUAAUUAGGCAUGUCCAAUAUUGGCUUUUUUUCCCCCGAAAACGGAUAUGUCGAUAUUGUCCGACUCUCAAUUUCCGAUACCAAUAUGUGAAACAUGACAUAUCCCCCGUGGUGGAAUGAACACAUUUGUUUUUUAACAUUGGUUUUGAUGAAAAAUAUCACAUUUUCAUGCUGAUAUCGGGAUGAUAAUUAUCGGUACCCAUAACUGUCGAACAUCCCAAAAUAUAACAAUAUUCUCACAUCUUUUAAUCUUAAUUUGAAAAAAAAAAUCUGGAACCAGUCCUGUGUAUCUUUACACACAAAUCCAUGUUGGCUAGUUUAAAAAAAAAAAAUCAGAAAUGUACGACUUUAUUCUCCAAAAUAUACAACUUUUUUUCUCGUAAAUAUACCACUUUUUUCUCAUAAAUUUAUGACUUUAUUCUCCUUAAAUUUACAACUUUAUUCUUGUAAAUGUUGGACUUUUUUUCCUCGUAAAUGUAUUACUUUUUUGUUGUAAAUUUAUGACCUUAUUCUUAUAAAUUUACAACUUUAUUUUCCUUAAUUUUACAACUUUAUUCUUGUAAAUGUAAAAAAAAAAUCUUGUAAAUUUAUGAUU
Doryrhamphus excisus (bluestripe pipefish) is the source of this 5541-nucleotide messenger RNA. RefSeq names its product keratin 222 (gene krt222). Lineage: Eukaryota; Metazoa; Chordata; Actinopteri; Syngnathiformes; Syngnathidae. The record is from RefSeq and is a predicted model, not a curated record. Gene Ontology annotation, molecular function: structural molecule activity.